Molecule: messenger RNA, 2772 nt
Organism: Copidosoma floridanum
Lineage: Eukaryota; Metazoa; Arthropoda; Insecta; Hymenoptera; Encyrtidae
Product: Vacuolar protein sorting 35
Biological process (GO): intracellular protein transport; retrograde transport, endosome to Golgi
Cellular component (GO): late endosome; retromer complex; retromer, cargo-selective complex
Source: RefSeq, a predicted model, not a curated record
AGUUGCAGACGCGUUUUUGCACACACAACAACAGAACAGAUGCGCGCAAGCAGAGGUUAUGUUUUACAAUAAACAACAAAAUUCCCAUCGCAAGUUACGAAAGGUCGCUCAAAAGGUCGUUACUUACGUUUGCAACUAUCACAAAAUAAUGCCACUUGCCAGUAGUUGAUAAAAGAAUCGCGUCCCAGUGAAAACCACCACUUCCAUCAGUGCUACAAGUGUAAUAUAGUAUAGCUGACGAUCAGCAUCGGGAUAAUAAAACAGCGGUUGUAAAUAAAUAAAUCAAAGUGCGGUCGUCUUCGUCGUCGUUGUCGUCGCCAGCGAGAAUGGCAGCGAUAGAGGAGCAAGAGAAACUGCUCGAGGACGCGAUUGGGGUGGUAAAGGUGCAGGCCCUCCAGAUGAAGCACUGCCUCGACAAGGCCAAGCUGAUGGACGCCUUGAAGCACGCCUCGACGAUGCUGGGAGAGCUCCGCACCUCCCUGCUGAGCCCCAAGAGCUACUACGAGCUCUACAUGGCCAUAACGGACGAGCUCCGGCACCUCGAGCUUUACCUGCUCGACGAGUUCCAAAAGGGCCGCAAGGUCGCCGACCUCUACGAGCUCGUGCAGUACGCGGGCAACAUCGUCCCGAGGCUCUACCUUCUCAUCACGGUGGGCAUCGUUUACAUAAAGACCAAUCCGUGCCUCAAGCGAGACCUGCUCCGCGAUCUCGUGGAGAUGUGCAGGGGCGUCCAGCAUCCUCUGAGGGGCUUAUUUCUGAGGAACUACCUGUUGCAGUGCACGAGAAACAUACUGCCGGACAAUCUAGAGGACAGUAACACGGACGAGGGUACCGUGCGCGACAGCGUUGAUUUUAUCUUGAUGAACUUUGCCGAGAUGAACAAACUCUGGGUGCGCAUGCAGCACCAGGGCCACAGUAGGGAGAGAGAACGAAGGGAACGCGAGCGGGAAGAACUGAGGAUCCUGGUGGGCACGAAUUUGGUCAGGUUGAGCCAGCUCGAGUCCGUUACGCUCGACAAGUACACGAAACUCGUGCUACCGGGUAUACUGGAGCAGGUGGUCAGUUGUAGGGACGCCAUUGCCCAGGAGUAUCUCAUGGAGUGCAUCAUUCAGGUAUUCCCGGAUGAAUUUCACUUGCAGACUCUUAAUGCUUUCCUCAAGUCCUGUGCCGAGCUGCAGAGUGGUGUCAACAUCAAGAACAUUAUCAUCUCGCUGAUAGACCGUCUGGCUGCAUUCAGUCAGAGAUCAGACGGCGUGGGUGGGCCCGGAAGCCCGAGUCAACCAGCGGGUAUUCCGCAGGAUAUUCAACUGUUUGAUGUUUUUAGCGAUCAAGUGUCGACUAUUGUACAAACCAGGCAUGAUAUGCCACUCGAGGAUAUAAUAUCCUUGCAGGUGGCUCUGAUCAAUCUGGCUCACAAGUGCUAUCCCGACAGAGUUGACUACGUUGACAAGGUACUGUUGAACACCCAUCAGAUAUUCCAAAAGAUACACAUUGAAAUUUUGGAAUUCAAUAGUGCUGUGUCCAGAGAGUUGUCGAGGCUUUUGAAAAUACCAAUCGACAACUACAAAAACAUAUUAACGGUCUUGAAACUGAAAAAUUACAGACCACUGUUAGGCUACUUUGACUAUGAAGGGAGAAAAUUAUUGGCAACGUACAUAGUGACAAACAUAUUGGACAACGAAACUCUGAUUCCAUCCCCAGAUCAGGUGGAUGCAAUUUUGUUGAUGAUUGCGCCUCUUAUUCAGGAUCAGACGGACCACGUUGUCGAAGACGAUCCAGAGGAAUUUGCUGAGGAGCAGGGACUCUUGGGCAGGUUGAUACACUAUUUCAAGUCAGAGGUGGCAGACGAGCAGUACAUGAUCCUAAGCACGGCAAGAAAACACUUUGUCUCGGGCGGUAGUAAGAGAGUGAGGUACACUUUACCACCUAUAGUAUUUCAAGCAUAUCAGUUGGCAUUUACCUACAAAAAUCUGCAGAGCGAGGAUGACAUGUGGCAGAAAAAAUGCCAAAAGAUCUUCCAAUUCUGUCAUUCGACCAUCACAGCUCUUCUCAAAGUCGAGCUGGCCGAGCUUCCUCUCAGGCUAUUCCUCCAGGGCGCGUUAGCGAUAGGCGAGAUCCGAUUCGAUAACUUUGAAAUGAUCGCGUACGAGUUUAUCAGCCAGGCGUUCUCGAUCUAUGAAGACGAGAUUAGCGAUUCAAAGGCACAGUUUGCUGCCAUUACGUUAAUCAUCGCCACGUUUGAGCAAAUGAACUGCUUUGGCGAGGAAAACGCCGAGCCGGUUAGAAACCAGUGCGCCUUGUAUGCCAGUAAACUUUUGAGAAAGCCGGACCAGUGCCGUGGAGUAGCCACUUGUUCGCACAUAUUCUGGUCAGGCAAGUCCUUGAGUACAGAAGGCAAAGAGAUGCAGGACAAAAAUAAGGUACUCGAUUGUUUAAAAAAGGGCAUUAGAAUUGCAAAUCAGUGUAUGGACAUUUCGGUGCAAGUCCAGCUGUACAUAGAGCUAUUGAAUCAUUAUGUGUAUUUUUAUGAAAAGGGCAACACAGCCGUCACUGUACAGAUUCUUAAUCAGGUCAUCUCCAAGAUCAAGGACGAGUUGCCCAAUUUGGAGAUCAGCGAAGAGACUGAGCAAAUACAGAAACACUUUGCCAAUACACUGGACCAUUUAAAGAAUAGGAUAGAAUCACCUGAGGCUGAGGCGCAGUUAUAUAGCGGGCUCAUUGUAUAAUUGGCAAUAAUAGUUUAAGAAUGUUAUAUUGUUGAGAUUUGUUUUU